Molecule: messenger RNA, 902 nt
Organism: Vombatus ursinus (common wombat)
Lineage: Eukaryota; Metazoa; Chordata; Mammalia; Diprotodontia; Vombatidae
Gene: RPS27L
Product: ribosomal protein S27 like
Exons: 6
Coding region: 1-729 (242 amino acids)
Biological process (GO): translation; ribosomal small subunit assembly
Cellular component (GO): ribosome; cytosolic small ribosomal subunit
Molecular function (GO): structural constituent of ribosome; RNA binding
Source: RefSeq, a predicted model, not a curated record
AUGACACUGACGGGCGGGGUCCUAUGGACUUCGAGCCCGGUACCACGUCUCCCUUCCACCGGCCCUCGUUAUCAGCCUCCCAUUCAGCUGCGGAGUUUGACAGCAGGCAGACGCCUCAGAGGCCGUCUCGCCCAACGCCUUCGUUUUGCAUUUGAGGAAACUGAGGCCAGCAGGUGGGUGGCUGAAGUCCGCGCGGAGCCCGGGCCGACCCAGUGGAGGGGUCGAAGCGCGCGCUUUGCCUGCACGCCCCGGUCCAGGCAGCAGGGAGUGGAAACAGCCCCCGGGGAGAGGCUCGGGAGCCUCGCUUUGGGCCGGAGGUCACCAACAAGAGAAGAGGCCAGAGUGGUCGCGGCCGCUCCUUCCCGCCAUCUCCGCUCUCUAUCCCGGAAGCUGACGCUGCGCGGCGGAGCUGGGAGUGUUUGGCUGCGGGGCAUCUUUCGGGACUGUUCGCGCUGGGCCUCCAGGAGCGCAGACAUGCCUUUGGCAAGAGAUUUAGUGCAUCCAUCCCUAGAGGAUGAAAAGAAGAAACAUAAAAAGAAACGCCUGGUUCAGAGUCCAAAUUCUUACUUUAUGGAUGUCAAGUGUCCAGGCUGCUACAAGAUCACCACAGUCUUCAGUCAUGCCCAGACAGUGGUUCUUUGUGUAGGUUGCUCAACUGUGUUGUGCCAGCCUACAGGAGGAAAGGCCAGACUCACAGAAGGUUGCUCAUUUAGAAGAAAGCAACAUUAAUGACAUUCAACUUCGUGAAUUCAACAUAAUAUAUAUCUCAGAAAGCCUUAUCUGUUCAGCAAUGCAAGUUAAUCUAAUAUGUCAGUAUAAUUAAGUUUGACUUUGUAAGGUAUGUAACAGUGGUCUUCUGUUUUGGAGUCUGUUUUACAUUAAAAUUUUAAUUAUAUGCAACA